GCGUGGAAGGUGCUGCUAGAAAAGCUGUGGAAAUGGCACACGAGACGCCCAACUGAGAUUCAUGCCCUGGUGGACGCCGAAGACCGCGAAGCUUCUUUUCCUACUAUUAUCUUUACGAGCAGCGCCGGUGUGUCCGCCAACAUCACUUAUCAUACUUCAAUGUUGUUACUAUUCAGUCACCAGCCCUGUGCGAUUUCGCCCGUUGAUUGGCACAGCAUGACAGGAGCGGAUGAGGCCCAGAUGUCGCCUCUCUGGCAUGCACGGCGCGUGUGUGGCAUUGCCCUCAACAGUGACCCGGAGCACACAAAGUGCUGGGAUCCGUGUUUGAUUGCCGCCUUCACACUGGCGGCCCAGCAGAUGACGCAUCCAGCCCAACAAACUGAUCUUCUUGCCUGCCUGGAUCGAGUUCGUGCGGCAGGUUGGCACAUUGAUGGACUAGUUCGAAAGCUGCGUGAGCACUGGGGCCGAUCGAUCAAUGAU
This is a messenger RNA of Capronia epimyces CBS 606.96, 480 nucleotides long. RefSeq lists its product as uncharacterized. The annotation marks the transcript as partial. The transcript has a single exon. The record is from RefSeq and is a predicted model, not a curated record. Lineage: Eukaryota; Fungi; Ascomycota; Eurotiomycetes; Chaetothyriales; Herpotrichiellaceae.